AUGUCGAAUAAUAGUCGUGCUCGUUUCGAAGUAACUAUAGACAAUGGAGGCAAAAUGCCACAACUUGCUUUAUCGCAUCCCACACUACCGGCAACCACUACCAUAGUUCUAAACUUGCGAAAAUCUCUGGGAAUACUUUCUCUCUUGCUUAUUGCUUCAACACUUUGGAGCGCCUACUACAUUAAUUCAAACCCGCAUCGUGUGAUACAACUCCCGGUUGGUAUUUCACACGACGCUUUCAAAGAAGGUCAACGGAAAUGUGCGGAACUAAAAAAACGGCCGACUGACUACUCGGGCAGAGAGAGAACCUAUAACCCGAGGCGAGAACCCGACACGCAAGCUAUUCUCUUGAAAAAUGGGAUAAUUCUCGAUGGUAUUGGUAACGAAAUUCACGGAGACGUAUAUCUUAGGGAUGGGCUGAUUUUUGCUGUUGGUGAGAACUUGACGGUUGAAGACCAAUGCACCACAAUUAUUGAUGUGAAAAAGAAGUACAUAUCGCCGGGGCUUGUUGAUAUGCAUAGUCACUUGGGGGUUGACUCCUGGCCGGAAUUACACGGUACUGAAGAUUACAAUGAAAAGACUGAUCCAAUUACACCUUAUGUUCGUUCCAUCGAUGGUCUUAACCCUAGCGAUCUAGCCAUUCCAAUUAUUGCAUCCGGAGGUGUUACCACGUCAUUAGUUUUGCCGGGAAGUGCCAAUGUAAUGGGCGGAGAAUCUUAUGUAAUUAAAUUACGUCCUGUGAAAACUUUGUCCGUUGAAGAUAUGCUGGUUAAUGCACAUUUGGACUCGGAAAAUGAGAAAUCGUGGAGGUGGAUGAAGAUGGCUUGUGGUGAAAAUCCCAAAGUAAUAUAUGGCAGAUUAAGAAUGCCAUUCACACGACUGAUGCCAUUCACACGACUGGGCGAAGGUUGGUUACUCAGAAAAACAAUAUUUGAGGCGAUCGCGCUAAAACAGAAACAAGAUGACUGGUGCGAAAGUGCUGAUAGAGCUGGUAGCAACGAGCAAUUGAAUACUCGAUUCCCCGAAGAUUUGAAGUAUGAACUUUUGGUUGCGUUGUUGAGAGGUGAUGUGAAGUUGAAUGUACAUUGUUACGAGGUUUGUUUUUCAAUUUUGUCUAUUGUAAGAAAUCGCAUAACAACUCAUGUUAAGCACUCGCUCGAAUUCGAUUUCCCUAUUGCUGCGAUUCAUCAUGCACUAGACGCGUAUCGUGUUCCAGACAUUAUAAAACGCGCAAAAAACCAAAUCACGAUCGCCACAUUUUCCGAUCUAUGGGGAUACAAAAAAGAGGCGUUUCAGGCUAGUACAAAAAGUCCGAAAAUCUUGGCGGAAGCUGGAAUUCCUGUUGCGUUGAAAAGUGAUCAUCCCGUGACUAAUGCGCAACAUUUGGCCUACGAAGCAGCAAAAGCUCAUCAUUAUGGACUCGAUAAGAAUCUUGCGUUGGCCGCUGUCACUUCCGUACCGGCUAAAGCUCUUGGUCUUGAUCACCGUAUCGGUAGAAUCGGUGUUGGAUAUGAUGGCGAUCUUGUGGUUUGGGAUGAUCAUCCACUUGCUCUUGGUGCUACACCAUUAGAAGUUUAUAUUGACGGAAUAUCUCAAUUUGGAACACCAAAAUCUGUUUUAUCGAAACCCUCCGGCAAAAAUCCAUUACCAGAGAUUAAUUCAGGACCAAUUGAACAACGAAAAACACGCACCGCCUCCACUAUUUUCAUCAAAAAUAUCGGAAAGGUUUAUCUUGAUGAAAACUCUGAACUUGAUGCUACAUCCUCGAACAGUGAACGGAUAAGUUUAUUGGUCAAGGAGGGAAUUAUCGAAUGUAUAGGAGCAUCAUGCAAUGAUGAAUCGAUUUCUAACACGGUUGAUGUUAUUGAUCUGAAUGGUGGAUAUGUGUUGCCUGGAUUUAUAGCAGUCGGCUCGAAUCUUGGACUUUCAGAGAUAGAAAGCGAAGUUACCGCGAGAGACGGAGAUAUCGCUUCUCUAUCUAAUCCCAAUGACACAGAUCAUUUAGUUUAUGCAAUUGACGGCUUAAGAUUCGGCGGUAGACAUUUGGAGGAGGCAUAUAAGGCUGGAAUUCUUAAUGCAGUGACUCCGCCUUUGUCGAGUAAUGGCGUAGUGAAUGGAAUUUCUGUUGCGUUUAAAACGGGCGGGAGAAUUGUAAUCGACGACGAGAAUAAUGUAAUUAUCAAGGAGAACGUUGCGCUGCAUUUCAAAAUUGGAAAUAUUUUCUUGGAUGAUAAAAUCACUUCAGUUUCCUCACAAAUCUCUUUUCUUCGUCAAGUCUUUAUUUCACACAUCAAAAGUCCCCCUACGAACAUUUAUGGACGCGCUGCACGUGGUGAAAUCCCUGUAGCAAUCUACACAAACAGCAAAGAUGAGAUAGCCACGCUUAUCCGUUUAAAAAAGCAAGUGUCCCGAGAAGGUGGUAAUCCACGUUUAAUUAUUGUUGGCGGAGCCGAAGCACAUUUACUAGCCGAACAAUUAUCAGAAAACAAUAUCCCCGUUGUAUUAUUACCACUUCGCCCAACUCCAAUUCUGUGGACUUCGCAAGACGUAUUAACUGGGCCACCGUUGACCAAUACUACCGGCAUUGAGAUCCUACAUGCAAAUAAUGUGCUCUUGGGAAUUGGUGUGGAAGAACCAGGGCUCGCGAGAAAUUUGGUUUGGGAUGCCGGGUGGGUGUUGAGAAAUUCGGAUAAGAUUACCGAGAAAGAAACAGUCGGAUUUAUUACUUGGAAUUUGGCUAAAAUAUUUGACUUGAACUCGCCAAUCCAGUCUAAUCAUAAAGAUGAUAAUAUUGAAUCUAUUUCGAUUAACGGAUUAACAAAAGGGAAUUUAGCUGAUUUUGUUGCAUAUGAUGGAAAUCCCUUUGAUAUGAAAACACGAGUUCGAGUUGUUGCGGGUGGUGGUCGUAAAAAAGUACUGAUCGAUCCUGAACCAAACUAA
Messenger RNA from Ambispora leptoticha, 2940 nucleotides. NCBI's taxonomy places the organism in Eukaryota, Fungi, Glomeromycota, Glomeromycetes, Archaeosporales, Ambisporaceae. The record is from the annotation of a GenBank genome assembly.